CCAAACCAUACAAUUAGUUUCAGCAGCAGGGGAAACCUGCACGCAACCGGCUUCUGCAAGAAAACAAAUACAAGAAGUUGAUGGCAGUUACCUUUCCGUGAUCGGCUAAGAAACAGUUUCUUUCGAUAAAUUGAAGCGUAUUGAUUUCGUUUUAAUUGAGUACUAACGCGCUCGUAAUUUGUGUUUUAAUUUUUGGUGAUUUGGUGUUUUUUUUUUUUUUUUUUGGUUGGAGUAGAUAUUAUUGUUGAACAAAAUGCCACCUGUCCGAUGGAAAUUGCUUAUAGUAACAGCGAUACUCUCACAGGUUCAAGUGGACGCUCACCAGAUGCAGGACUCAAUAUCCAUGUCUUCAGAUGGUUGGCGACCAAUCAUAGGUACUGGAAGACAAGCAACGAAGAAUAAACAAGAGAUAAAUCAAUAUGCUAAUCCUGAUAAUUUCGAAAUCAUCCCUGCUGAAGUAUCAAACAUUGAAACUACCACGUCACCUUUCAAGGUAUCAGGAUCCUCAUCAGCGACUCAUGCUACUAGCAGGCAAGGCGUGAAGCAGCAAUUUAAAACAACUAACCCAUAUUUUCUACCCCAAGAACAAAAAAGAACGGUCAAUCAGCAAUUUAAAAAAGUUGUUAAAAAGGUAGGAUAUGCUAAACCAAGAAAACCUAUCAGAGGACAAGUGCUUUCCCAUAGUAAUAGAAAUGAAAUAUUUGUGCCCGCUCCAUCACAAAACGCAGGUGGAUUUGCUCAUACAAAAAAUCAUCAAAAUAACAUAAAAACCAGAGAAGCACAAGGUUUUGGACUGAUAGGUAACAACUUUGGCAUAAGUCAGCAAAAUGCCCAUAUAGAACUAGCAAGAUUUCCUCUGACUGGUGAAAGUAUCCUGCAAAGACCAACAUUCUUUUUAGCAAGACCUUUGCAGAAUGAUGAAUUUACUAGAAACUUGGUUCCACCACCACGGAGCAGGCUUCCACAGCAAAAAAGUAAGGAUACUAAAAUUUCUUUGUAUGCAUUCAAGGAAGGAGGAGCCAUUACUGAUGCUACAGCAAACAUACCCCAGUUUGGGGGUAGACCCAAUCAAUUCUUACCUCAAGUCUCUCCAACUUUUGACUUUAACACCCAGCAACAAAAGCCGAUAAAGUCUCAACAAACAAAAGGAGCUGCGAUUGAUGUGCAGGUUACCAAAGAAAAUUUGAAACAAUACACCCAACAGCAAAAUAUAUCGCCUGCCGCUUUUGGAACUAUUCCCGGAAGAAACAAUUUCCCUAUUGGAUUUGUAGAUUAUGAGUUUCAGAAAAAUAGACCUCAAACUGCUCCAAAUGCGGUAACUUAUGAGGUUACCGAAGGCAAAUGGCUGGAUACAGUCUCGCAGCAAUACCAAUUCCAACCUCCAAAUCAGUUUAUUCAGUUCCAAAAUUACAGACAGCAGCCUACACAACAAAACGCUAGACCUGGUCUUUUAUUUCAGCCAAGCCCAAGUGGUUCCACUGGAAAUCCUCCAGUAUUUCAAGCCCCUUUAGUCGACAUAAAUGUUCCAACUUUCCUACCAACUCCUUACAAAUCUGAACCUGCCAUAAUACCGACUUCACCCACUCAAAGUGAAGUGGCCACCGUAUUCACGCAAGUCAGUAAAAAAAUGAAUAAAUAUAGGAAUCAGCAGUUGCAAGAAAAUCCUUUGAUCUUUGACAUUAAAGAGGUUUCAACGCAUUAUCCUAUACUGGGCACACCUAAUGAAGCGCAAUCUGAAGGUAGCACAGACCUACCAAUAAACGAAAAUGGAGAAAUUUCAAACGAAAUCACGACACCAAAAGAACAUCGUACAAGACGUCCUACGAAAGAACCCACAACAAAAUCAACUUCCACAAGAGACCCAACUAAAUCUCGAAUCAAUCGAAGGAGACCAAGACCCAGGAAACCGUCAACCACAACUACCACUGAAGAACCAGUGGUCGAAACCUAUGAACCUAUAAAGUCCCAGGAGGUUAUUCUCGAAGAAAGUGUUCCAAUUGAAAAUGGAAGGCCUCAGAAAAGGCGCAGGCCCAAACCCACAGCUUACAUACCCGAGUCAGAGGAAGAGAGGACGCCAGUAAAUGAGGCAGUUGAAGAGACAACUAGCAAAAAAAGGGGAAAAUACCGCUUUAGAAGCAGAGAUCGACCGUCCACAGAACGUAGUGAUACCAUCCAACGUAAACGUCUUAGGCCAGCUCACACGGAAAAUCUACUCAAAAACCAACAAAAACACUCUUUUGAUGAAACAACCGAAACUUCAAUUGAAUAUUCUUAUGAAAGGGACUCUCCUUCGUUGGAGCAAAGUUAUUCUCAAGAAUCAUCUCAAUCAGAUGAAAGUUCACAAAUUCAAAAUAACGAAAGUCAACGAUUUGAAAUGCCAACUCCUGUGCAUGAACAACAUGAAAACAAGCCAUUUAUAGAAGAAAUCGGUCCUAUCACAGAAAGAGCUCCUACAACAACUACAACGGAACAAGAAUCCCACACAAUAUUCCACAUACCUGAUAACAAUGAGGUUGAUUUCACAACUCAAGAAGUGCCAAAAGAUGAUUUUAUUACAACUACUGCCCAACCAACUGCAACCAAUGAAGUUAGUACAAUAAAAUCUACUAGAAUCAGGAAGCCUAAUAAAUUUGACAAUUCAAAUAGGCCUAGAUUCAGUGUGAAAGAAUAUAGGCAAAGGCUCAACCAAUACUCUUCCACGCCAGCUUCUUCCACAACAAAUAAAAGUACCCAAGAAAAUAACUUAAGACUUAGAUUUCCUAGUAGAUUAAGAACAAGGCCUUCAGCAACAUCUAGCACUAGCAAUCCAAUAAUUGAAGAUGUUAACAGUGAAGCGACUACAACAAGGUCAAGAUUCAGGCCGAAAGAUCCAAGGCAUCACCAAACGAAUACGGAAAUUGAUUCAGAUGAUGGUAUUACAGAAAACAGUAUCAAAUCAGUGAACCCUAAAUUCCGGUCUUUUGGAAAAACAAAAACUACAACAGAAGCUACAACUCCUUCCUCUAAAAUUUCUAUAAGACCAAAUUUAUUUUCCGCUAGAAGACGGGCAGGCUAUCCAAGUUUGAAAAAUCGAAUUCAAAAUAGAUUGAAUAAGAAAAACGAUACCGAUGAAGAAUUACAAACCACCACAGAAAGUGAUGUGAUUGAAGAAGUCGAGCCUUUAAAUGCAGCUGAAUCUGCUACAACUGAAUUAUCAACGUCUACAAAUGGUGAAUUCGUUGUGGACGUUAGUCAUACACAAGAUAUGAAAAAUGAAGACUUUCUCUAUUCACAGAGAGUUUCAGAUUUAACGUCGUCGUUUAAGGAUUACGAUAAACCAGGUUUAUUUAACUCUGUAUCUCCAACUAGUAGAAGUAUUCCAAAUUAUUUUACUAUAUCUACGGAUGAUCCUAUAUUACCUAUUGAGGCAUUUUUUCCUAAACUAAAAGAAAAAAAUAAAGAAAGGUAAAAUAAAGAGUAGAAAGUAUUUUGUUUAUCCUAAAUUAGACAUUCUAAAAUAUGUGUGGGAGGAUAGUACGAAGAUGUAAAAAUAUCCAAAAUUAACUACUUGUUGUGCGUGUGUGUGUUUUCUUGAUUUUUAAACAAAUGACAAAAUUUCAGAAUAACUGAUGUAAAAUAUUUUUAAUUAUUUCAGUGUACCUAUUUCUCUCAGAAAAUUUGCUGACCUAAUUAAUUCUGACAAGAAAUAGGUAACUGAAAGAAUUUCGGAAGUUGUGCCUGUUCUGACAAUAAUUUUAAAAUAAUUGAGAACACAUUUUGAGUGGUGUGUGAUUUUUGUUCAAACUGACGAAAAAUUAAUACAGGUACAAAUAAUUUCUAAAUAGUGAGAGCAGUAUUAGGUUUAGUUAAUUCCAUUUUAGAUUAUUUUUAUAAAACUUUUGAUACCAAAUAAAUCAUUAUGUGCAAUUUUUAUAAAAUACAUUUCUAUUUAUUAUCAUUAGAUUUUUACAUAAUUUAUUCGGUUUAUCUAGGUUGGUUAUUUUACUGAGCUCAGUAAAAAUUAAAUUUUUAUAAAAUGUAAUAUAAAUUUG
Messenger RNA from Ceutorhynchus assimilis (cabbage seed weevil), 4031 nucleotides. The record is from the annotation of a GenBank genome assembly. Lineage: Eukaryota; Metazoa; Arthropoda; Insecta; Coleoptera; Curculionidae.